Messenger RNA from Aegilops tauschii subsp. strangulata, 4636 nucleotides. RefSeq names its product serine/threonine-protein kinase TIO. Gene Ontology annotation, molecular function: ATP binding; protein binding; protein kinase activity. The record is from RefSeq and is a predicted model, not a curated record. Lineage: Eukaryota; Viridiplantae; Streptophyta; Magnoliopsida; Poales; Poaceae. Gene Ontology annotation, cellular component: cytoplasm. Gene Ontology annotation, biological process: protein phosphorylation.
AAUUCCAAAUCGAACUCCCAACCCCGAAGCCAGUGCACGGGCGCGGAGCGGAGCGGAGGCCACUGCGCAGAUCAGGCGACCUCCGGUUCCCCAGCCCCCAUCCACCCAGAUCGCCGGCGGCGGCGGCGCCUGCGCCCGACUCGCCCCCUCCUCCCCUCUCCGGCGGCCGGCGGCGGAGGACGCGGCCGGGCCCUGCGCCCACGCACGCUCGCACGGCGAGGCACAGCGGGCCCCAAGUCGAGCCGCGCGCGGAUUGACUUGCCCCCAAGCCCUCAGGCCCUCCCCGCGCCUCACGUCGUCGACCUCGACUGGAUUCGGCCGGCGGGGAGCUUCGCCCCGAUUCGCGCGGCUCCAACAGCGGCGAAUCCACCACCAGUGCACUGGUUUUGCGCGCGCGACUAGCAGGAGAUGGGGGUGGAGGACUACCACGUGGUCGAGCUCGUCGGGGAGGGGUCCUUCGGGAAGGUGUACAAGGGCAGGCGCAAGUACAGCCGACAGACUGUCGCCAUGAAGUUUAUUCUUAAGCAUGGGAAGAGCGACAAGGACAUCCACAACCUAAGGCAGGAGAUCGAGAUUCUGAGGAAGCUCAAACAUGAGAAUAUAAUUGAAAUGAUCGAUGCUUUUGAAACCCCUCAGGAGUUUUGUGUCGUCACAGAGUUUGCCCAGGGAGAGCUAUUUGAGGUGCUCGAGGAUGAUAAAUGCCUUCCAGAAGAGCAAGUUCAAGCUAUUGCUAAGCAGCUGGUAAAAGCACUCCAUUACUUGCACUCCAAUCGUAUUAUCCAUCGGGAUAUGAAACCCCAGAACAUCCUUAUCGGGAAAGGAUCUAUUGUGAAGCUUUGUGAUUUUGGGUUUGCUCGUGCGAUGUCAGCUAAUACUGUUGUGCUACGCUCUAUAAAAGGAACGCCAUUAUAUAUGGCUCCAGAACUUGUGAGGGAGCAACCUUAUAAUCACACAGCAGAUUUAUGGUCCCUUGGGGUCAUCUUAUAUGAACUAUUUGUGGGUCAACCCCCCUUUUAUACAAAUUCAGUUUACGCACUUAUACGACACAUUGUCAAGGAUCCUGUGAAAUAUCCAGAUAAUAUGAGUGCAAACUUUAAGAGCUUCUUAAAGGGUUUACUAAACAAGUUGCCUCAAAGUAGACUAAGCUGGCCAGCAUUGUUGGAGCACCCGUUUGUCAAAGAUGAUUCAAUGGAUUUAGUGGCUGACACUCAAUCCACACCUUUUGAAGUGAAAAGAUCUGAGGCCACGCGGAAGGCUGAUGAAAUUCAAACAUCAAAGAACCAACCUUCUGCUGCUGAACCACCAAGUAGAAAUGCUGCUAACAAUACAGACGGUGAUCAUGAUAAACAAAAAAGCAGUAAAAAAGAUGGCCCUACAUCAACUACUGACGAUCAUCAUGGUUCAUCUCCUGGUGCUAUUUCGGAUGCUCCAUCAGAGCGUACAGCUUUAGAUAAGCUGGAAAAAACUUCACAAACAGUGAAUGGUGCUAGCAGCAUUAUUGGAGAUAGUGCAGUCCUGUCCACUGUCCUCAGUCCCAUAAAAAAUUGGUUGAGCAAUCCUCCAAGUUCCCCGAGGGAACUGCAUAUUGAUGGUGCAAAUCAGUCUCUCAGAAUUGUUAAAAAUCUAAUUGAAGCUGGGUCUUAUCAGUCUUGUGCAGCACUUGAUGACAUCAUCUGUCUAUUUCUAGAGUUUACAAGUCUCAUUAUCAGAAUGAAGCUUUCAGGUGCUUACAGCCUUGCAGUGAAGUGUCUAGCUAUAGCACGGAAGCUACUUGAUACAAGUGAAGGUGCUGUGCUAAAUUCUUAUGGCAGACACUGGUCCUCUCUGUGUGAUCUUUAUUCACAGAUUCUGGCUUCCACUGUUGAUCCAUCUGGAAGAAUAUCUCGCGAGUCAACUGCAUGUCUUGCUCUGAUGUUAUCCAGGGUUAUCUCUGUGUUGAAAGCGAGCAUCUCCUCUGAGAGUCCAAAUCCAGUUGAAGAAAGUCUCGUCAACAUUAUAGAUCAUGCAAGAAAGUCACAGCUACUAGAACUCUUGUGUGAGUGUCUGAUAGCUUCAGGUUCAGACAUAAUAUCAGGUUCUACAAACAUGGUACCGGCAGCAUGUGAGGCAUGCAAGGCCAUCUGGUAUCUCGCUCAUGCUGUUGACAUUGUGUCCCUUGGUGCACACAAUUUUUCAUUUCCAUUAGCUAGCUCAUGGCGACAAGGUCACUCAAAGUUGGAUGGUAAAAUGCAAGAGCAAGAUUCAUUACCAGAUUCAAACUCCAGCAGUUUGAUAAACAUAUUUGUCAAAUCAUUUCUGGCUUCACGGCCAAUGCAGAUUGCAGUUUACCACUGCUUGCAUAAUGGUUUAGAGUCAGCUAUUCAUGCUUCUCUUCAGCUCAUUGCUAGGGCCUGCCUGCUGAAUCUGUCUUUCUGUGCUAUUAUGUGUGGUCCAAUGAAUUCAUCACCGGAGGCCAAUGAAAUAGAAUAUGGUGGAGAUGGGACAAUUGUAUCUGAUAUGUUUUCACUGCUGUCGCUGUGUGGCUCAUAUUUGAACAAGGAGUCGAAGCAGAACAGUAAUCAGAAAUGCAAACUGUCCAAUCCUCAUGCCCUUGUAGUGCACUGUUGUCUUGCAUUGGCAACAAUAGCAGCGUGUCUAAAGUCGGAGGGGAAAUCUUCAGCAUCAAUUAUUUUAACAAGUUCCCACAAGAAACAGCGGUCCCGGCUUUCUGUUCUUGCGCACCUCUCUUCAGCCGAUGAUACAGUGAAGAGUUGCCUGCAGCCACACUGUGCAGCUGCAACACUUGCACUGUCAACGCUUAUUUCACUUGAAAAUGGAGGGCAAACCAGAUCUUCCCUAUGUGAAACUGCCCUUGCUUUGUUUCCCCGUAUGGCAACACUGCACACAUUGCUGAAGCUUUGGCUAUCUGAUGGAAGUGAGGAACUUUGCAGAUAUAAUGCUGGUUUACUGAAUCUGUUUGGCCUUCGUGAUGGGAGUAUCGGGCUGUUGGAAACUAGAUUGAAAUGGGGUGGACCAUUGGCUGUCGAGCAAGCCUGCUCAGUUGGUAUCCCACAGCUCCUAAUUCGUUUGCUUACCGAUGGUUUCUCAAGGGAGCCUUCUGAUGGGAAAGAAGUUUUAACACACCGCAGUGGAUUAUCACCGUUGGGAGUUGCCUGGACUCUUUCAGCUUUAUCUCAAUGCCUUCCUGGUGGCGUUUUCCGUGAAAUUUUGUAUAAAAGGGAACAUCUAAAGCUGUUGACUGACAUGCUGUCUGAUAUGCACCUCAAGGUUUUGGCAGCUUGGACUGGUCUUGGUGGUGGGAAAAAGGGAGUGCGGGAACUGAUAAAUUCAGUUGUUGAUAUUUUGGCAUUUCCAUUUGUCGCAGUGCAGAGUUCUCCAAACAUGCCAUCAACAUCAGCAUCCAUCAAUAGUGGUUUUCUCCUCAACAUUGGAUCACCUGGGGGAAGAAUUGGUACUGAGAACAAGGAAAUGCUCAAAACUAUAGAGCAUAAUAUGCCUCAAUACUUUCAAGUUCUCCUAGAGGUUGGUGUUCCUGGUUGUAUACUUCGCUGUCUUGAUAAUCUCAAUAUGGAAGACAUAUCAAGGCCCUUGGCCAUUGUGGCCAAAAUGGUGGGCUACCGUCCACUUGCGUUGCAGCUUCUAAGAGAAGGUCUUCUCAAUCCUUCUAGAGUAGCAAAGCUACUCAAAGGUCCUCUUGCCAAGGAGACUUUGCUCGACUUCCUCAUGAUAAUUUCUGAUCUUGCACGCAUGUCAAAGGACUUCUAUGAGCCCAUCAACAAGGCAGGCAUGGUUGAAUAUUUGAAGAACUUUCUAUCAAAUGAGGACCCCGAUAUAAGAGCAAAAGCUUGCAGUGCCAUUGGCAACAUGUGCCGACACAGUCCCUACUUCUAUGGUCCAUUUGCAGCAAAUAAGGUGAUUGAGCUUGUAGUUGACAGGUGUUCUGACCCUGACAAGCGGACGCGGAAGUUUGCAUGUUUUGCUGUAGGCAAUGCUGCUUAUCACAAUGACAAGCUGUAUGAAGAACUCAGACGAUCUAUACCUCAGCUCACAAAGCUACUUCUUGCUCCCGAGGAAGAUAAAACCAAAGGCAAUGCUGCAGGGGCCCUGAGUAAUCUAGUCAGGAACUCUGACGUACUCUGUGGAGACAUUGUAUCCCAAGGCGCAAUUCAGGCCCUACUGAAGAUGGUCAGCAGCUACUCCGCGGUUGCUCUGAGCCCCAGCAGAAAGGAUGCUCUGACCGAAUCCCCACUAAGAAUCGUGCUCUUCGCGCUGCGCAAGAUGUGCGAUCACACCGUGUGCAGGCUCUUCCUGCGGUCAUCCGAGCUGCUCCCCAUCAUCGUGCACCUCAGGCAGUCGCCUGACCAAACGAUCUCCGAGUACGCCUCCGCCAUCGCUAGUAAAGCGAACCAAGCUUGACGAGUUUCGCCUGGCAGGCGCACCGCGAGGGGGUCCUGUUCUGUAACGUAGCAGUCGUUCAGUUUUGCUGAACAAUUCUGCAAUCCAUUCUGUUUCUGGAAUUGUAACUUAUUAGAACAGUAUCACGGGCCGGCGUACCGAGUUGUUCCAUGUAUGUAAGAUCUCCGCUCUUUUGCCAUGUAUAUGUACAUAUAUGCAGCACCAAAUCGGUUCAGAGAAA